AUGGCGGUGCAGGUGACGGUUCUGCCUUCCCCCAGGUGUCUGUUCGAUGACCCCGUGCAGAUCUGCGUGGCGGGUCUCCUGCCACAGCAGGCGGUCACCCUCCGAGCCAGCCUGGUGGACGAGAGUGGGGAGCUUUUCCAAGCCCACGCUCGCUACAGAGCUGGGAGCAGCGGCGAGCUUGACCUCAGCCGCUCCCCAGCGCUGGGGGGCAGCUAUUCGGGAGUGGAGCCCAUGGGGCUGCUGUGGUCUCUGCAGUCUAAAGCGCCCUAUAAGCGGCUGGCAAAGAGGAACGUCCUGACCCCUUUCUGUGUGGACUUGGAAGUGUAUGAGGGCCAUGGGGACAUGAGCUGCUUGCUGGGAAAAUGCACCAAUGAACGAUGGUUUUCAGGAGAGGGGGUGAAGAGGAUUUCAGUCAGAGAAGGUCGUCUGAAAGCAACCCUCUUCCUCCCUCCUGGACCUGGUCCAUUCCCUGGACUUAUUGAUUUGUAUGGAUCGGGAGGAGGCCUUGUUGAAUACAGAGCAAGUCUCCUGGCUAGCAGAGGCUUCGUGACUCUGGCUCUUGCUUACAUGGCCUUUGAAGAUCUCCCUGCUAUGCCAGAGAUUCUUGAACUGGGCUAUUUUGAGGAAGCUGUGAACUUUUUGCGGAAGCAGCAACAGGUGAAAGAUACUGGGAUUGGCGUUUUGGGCUUGUCUAAAGGAGCUGAUCUAGCCCUUUCCAUGGCCACGUUUCUACCUGGCAUCAAGGCAGCUGUCAGCAUAUCUGGAAGUGGUUUUAAUUCUUUCAUUCCCCUGCAGGGGGAUGGCUUCACUGUUCCUCCCCACCCAUAUGAUUUGGGGAGGAUGAAGACCAGUGAUGAGUCUGGCCUAGUAGAUUUUUCAGAUGUCCUAGAUGAUCACAGGGACCCAGCAACUUGGGACUGUCGCAUUCCCAUGGAGAGGUCCUUAGCCAAGUUCCUCUUCCUGUCUGGACUGGAUGACAGGAACUGGAAGAGUGACCUCUAUUGCCGGGAUGCCGUUCAGCGCCUUCAGCAGUAUGGACGGGAAGUGGAGUUUUGCUCCUAUUCUGGAGCAGGGCACCUCUUGGAGCCGCCAUACUUGCCUCUGUGCCAGACUUCGAUCCACAAAGUGCUUGGGGUGUUUGUGCAUUGGGGAGGGCAAUGGAGGGAGCAUGCCAAAGCCCAAGAAGAUGCAUGGCACAGGAUACAGGCCUUUUUCUGGCAACACUUGAUGGACUCGGACAUCCCUAAGAGCAAGCUGUAGUGGAAGCUGU
Gymnogyps californianus (California condor) is the source of this 1270-nucleotide messenger RNA. RefSeq names its product acyl-coenzyme A thioesterase 1-like. The record is from RefSeq and is a predicted model, not a curated record. Gene Ontology annotation, molecular function: fatty acyl-CoA hydrolase activity. The transcript has 3 exons. The coding region runs from base 1 to 1260 and encodes 419 amino acids. Gene Ontology annotation, biological process: acyl-CoA metabolic process; fatty acid metabolic process. Lineage: Eukaryota; Metazoa; Chordata; Aves; Accipitriformes; Cathartidae.